UGCCCAGUGUGGGUCAGUGACCCCCCAGGACUGUGCCCAGUGAGGGUCAGUGACCCCCCUGGGCGGUGCCCAGUGCGGGUUAUUGUGUCUGCCUAGUGCUUAAGUCACUGCAGCAGUUCUAUUGGAGCUUCUCAAAUUGAGUUUUGGGGUUCGAUUUACACUGUAAAUUUCACCUGAUGAUCGUAAUCCUUCCCUGUGCAGUCUCACUGGGUGUUAAAUUUUCUGCAGCAUCUUCCCCAGUCUCAGCUGAUGCUGUUCUCCUUUUGACUGCUGGAAAUGUCCUGCUUUUUAUUUUAUUCAUUCACGAGAUGUGAGCGCCAGUGGCAAGGCCAUCUGAUGUAUUGCCCACCACUGAGUGGCUUGCUAGGCCAUUACAGAGGGCAGUUAAGGGUCAGCCACAUUGCUGUGGGACAGGAGUCACAUAUAGACCAGACCAGUGACAAGAGAUCUUCGCGCACUGAAGGCUGUGCGGAGAAGAGACUGAUCCCACAAGCAGCAGUAGAUAAACCCUUGCUGCUUUUGGACACAACGGCCAGCUGACCUAGUGAUUUGUUUGAGGAAGGUCAAAAUUUAUUGAAGUCUCAAGGACUCAGUCAGUCAUAGAAGGACCUUUGGACUUAUUUAGAACUGACCUUCGACUGUAAGCGCAAGUAAAAACCACACACUUUUAACCAGUGAGAUUUUGAAGAUGGCACAGCAUGAGAAUCUGUCUGUGGUGCUCUAUAAGAAACAUGAUCUGAGACUGGAACAACGUCCUGUUCCGGAACCAGGCCCUAAAGAGGUUCUGCUGAAGAUCGAUUCUGUUGGGAUCUGUGGCUCCGAUGUCCAUUACUGGCAAAAUGGAGGAAUUGGAGAUUUUGUUUUAAAGAAACCGAUGGUUCUGGGGCAUGAGGCCUCGGGGACAGUGUUGAAAGUGGGAUCUGGAGUGCAACACCUUAAGGCAGGUGACAGAGUCGCCAUUGAGCCUGGAAUCCCCAGAGAAAUUGAUGAGUAUUGCAGAACUGGGCGCUACAACCUCUCCCCGACCAUUUUCUUCUCUGCUACUCCUCCCGACGAUGGGAAUCUUUGCCGAUACAAUACCCAUGAUGCCAGCUACUGUUACAAGCUCCCUGAAUCUGUGAGCUUUGAAGAAGGUGCAUUGAUUGAGCCCCUUUCUGUUGCAAUUCACGCCUGUCGUAGAGGAGGGGUGACAAUUGGCAGCAAAGUCUUCAUUUUAGGGGCAGGGCCAAUUGGGCUUGUGAAUCUGCUCGUUUCCAAAGCCAUGGGAGCGUCUCAGAUUGUGAUUUGUGAUUUGUCACCGAAUCGAUUGGAGAAGGCUAAGCAGAUGGGAGCCAAUGUGACUGUGGCAGUCGAGAGAAGCAUAAGUGCUAAGGAGCUGGGCCAGAAAGUGAAGCAGGCUCUCGGGGGAGCCAUGCCUGAUAUAUCCAUUGAAUGCACUGGAGUGGAGUUCUGUGUGCAGGCCGGUGUCUUUGCUACCAAGUCCGGAGGCGUGCUGGUUCUCGUUGGUAUGGGCAAGCCUUCAACAAAUAUCCCUGUACUGGAUCUGAUAAUACGAGAGAUUGAUAUCCGAGCCGUGUUCAGAUAUUGUAACACGUGGCCUGUAGCAGUUGACAUGUUGGCUUCAAAGAAGAUCGAUGUGAAGCCUCUGGUCACCCAUCGCUUUCCCCUGGAGGAAGCUCUUGAAGCAUUUGAAACCACAAAAAAAGGGGUGGGAAUCAAAGUCAUGCUGAAGUGUGACCCAAACAACCAGGAUCCCUGAGAUUUCAUUUUUUGGUUGUCUGUCGGUGCACCCAAAGCUGUAAUCACUCAGUGGUUGUCUUCCCCCCCCCCCCACCCCCACC
Carcharodon carcharias (great white shark) is the source of this 1841-nucleotide messenger RNA. RefSeq names its product sorbitol dehydrogenase-like. NCBI's taxonomy places the organism in Eukaryota, Metazoa, Chordata, Chondrichthyes, Lamniformes, Lamnidae. The record is from RefSeq and is a predicted model, not a curated record. Bases 689 to 1759 code for a protein of 356 amino acids. Gene Ontology annotation, biological process: D-sorbitol catabolic process. The transcript is spliced from 12 exons. Gene Ontology annotation, molecular function: zinc ion binding; L-iditol 2-dehydrogenase (NAD+) activity.